UUCUGGAACCCUCUCUCUCUCUUCCUGUGACCCACAACACUCCAACCAGACAGGCAGAAAGCAAGCAAAAGGAUAGGAAGGAGCCAAGAACACCAAGAACUUGUUGGAGCUGAGACAGCAGCACCAAGCAAGAAACCGGAUCCAAUCCAUCCAUCCAUCCAUAGUUUCCAAUGGCUGGCAAGUACAUCGCCGCUGGUCUUGUUGGUUCCUUUGCCAUCUCAUAUGUUUGUGAUCAUUUUAUCGCUGAGAAGAAGAUAUUUGGAGGCACCACACCACAUACCGUGUCCGACAAGGAAUGGUGGCAAGCAACUGACAAGAAGUUUCAAGCCUGGCCUCGCACUGCUGGGCCACCGGUUGUCAUGAACCCCAUCAGUCGCCAGAACUUCAUCGUCAAGGAUCUCGAGUCCUAAGAUUGUAGUGGGAGCAUAUAUGCUGAAGGUUGCGCCGUGACUAAGAUGGCGAUGGCUGUGGCUACAAACUACCUACCUAUGCCGUACUCCCGAACCAGUACGUGAGUACUUGGUCUCAAUAAAACAGAACUAUUUUGCCUAGUGCAGCCUGAACAGAACCUGAAGCAUAUCUGCUUUAGACAUUGUCAUCUUGGUGAUUGUUCUUAUGCAGUAACAACCUCUACUUUGUGCUUGUGCUAUUGUGAGUGAAUGGAACUAUCUGUCUGUCACACUGGAAUA
Molecule: messenger RNA, 689 nt
Organism: Oryza sativa Japonica Group (Japanese rice)
Lineage: Eukaryota; Viridiplantae; Streptophyta; Magnoliopsida; Poales; Poaceae
Source: RefSeq, a predicted model, not a curated record